CCGGGGACAUGGACGCGACAAAACCCACGGACCGCCACAACAAGUCCAAACGCGAUUUCCGGUACGCCGAAAGCCAACUCAGGAAUCUCAACACGAAAAUAGACAAGUUGUUAAACAAAUUGGACGAGAAAGAACAAGAUGAAGCUAAAACGCCAGAAGAAGAGUGCGUUAUAUGCGUAAAUUCGAAGGCGACUAUGCAGACUUGGCCUUGUGGACACAGAGUAGUGUGCCGUAAAUGUUUGGUACGGACCAUUCAGAUGGCCGUGUCCCGUCGGUCGUUGCCUUUGCGAUGCGUGGUGUGCCGAUCCAGGGUAUUAAGACUGAAAAGGUCGUCGGAUCAACAGAUCCAGGGCUUUUCCAGAGACGAGGUAGGGCGUUCUCACAGCUUGCCGGCUAAGUUGAGGAGACGUGCCCCGGAGGUAGCUUUGAACUUACGGUCUCGAUCUGUCGGACCAGACAAGACAGUAAGAAGAUCCACGGCGACGGUCGGGCGACAAUCGCACAACACAGGUCAAAACCGACCCGGAGUCUGUAGUUGGCCCGAAGGAGCACUCCAGGCCACCACAGAAGUCGACAGCCAACGCGCAGAGUACAAGAAAUCGAACAAAAAGACCAAUAUUCAACAGAAGUGUAACGACCAAUCUAAAACCGGUCUGAAAAAAGUAUUUGGAAAAUUCAAAUUUUGGACAUAUCUCCGCUUCAAAACUGCAAAAUUGUAGUAAACACUGGUCAAAUAAUAAGUACGGAUUGGUUAUUAUUAAAUUCUGGAACUGCGAAACGCCUCUAUCGAAUUCCUUUUGUUCGAACAAGAAUUCGCUACAUCUAUUAUUAAAAAAAAAAAGA
This is a messenger RNA of Adelges cooleyi (spruce gall adelgid), 843 nucleotides long. RefSeq lists its product as uncharacterized. The transcript is spliced from 4 exons. NCBI's taxonomy places the organism in Eukaryota, Metazoa, Arthropoda, Insecta, Hemiptera, Adelgidae. The coding region runs from base 9 to 719 and encodes 236 amino acids. The record is from RefSeq and is a predicted model, not a curated record.